AACAAGAAGGCCUGAUCAAUGAGAGUGUGUGAACGUAGCCGCUUUCCUUGGCAGUGUUAAUUCAUAGAGGGACUACCCACGCUUUCUAGGCACGUGCAACGCUUACGGACAAUGUCGCAAAUCAUACAAUUGAAGAAUCACCACCUAGAUGGCAUGUCAACCGAUUUUUUGUACCAUCUGGCAAUUAAUGUGGCCGACACCAAGGACACCAGGGACAUUCAGAGUCAGUUUGGCGAUGUCAGGUUUAUCUUAACGGGUGGUACCUCUAUACGUAUGCUGCAAUUAGCGAAAUAUCUGCGAAAAUUGUUCGGUGUGGAGGACACUAGCGAUCCUGUGGAUCUGUGCAAGAAGGGACAUCGCUACGCAAUGUACAAGGUGGGACCUGUGAUCUGUGUCAGCCACGGUGUCGGCUCCUCCACCUUCAGCGUUGUGCUCCACGAGCUGCUGAAGCUGGUCCACUACGCCAAGUGCAAGGAUCCGGUCUUCCUGCGUAUCGGCACCUGCGGCGGGAUCGGUGUACCCCCCGGCACGGUUGUCGUAACGAAGAAUGCCUUCAACGGCUUGCUCCGCAACGAACACGAGAUUGCAAUUCUCGGAGAGCGUGUGGUGCGACCCGCCCAGUUCCCUGAGAGUGUGAUCAAGGACAUUCUGGCAUAUGGUGCCCGGGACGAUGAUGGUUUCCAAAUUAUAAGUGCCAACACCAUGGGCACAGACUGCUUCUACGAGGGUCAGGGACGUACUGAUGGCGCCAUAUGUGAAUACAGUGCUGAGGACAAGAUGAAAUUCUUGAAGAAGUGCCAUGACCUGGGCAUUCGCAACAUCGAAAUGGAGGCCAGCAUGUUCGCUUCGGUCACCCAGAAGAUUGGCGUGAAGGCUGGCGACAUCUGUGUGACCCUACUCAAUCGUCUGGACGGCGAUCAGGUUGACUCCGAGAAGAAGGAGGAGUAUGAGCACCGCCCCUUCCUUGUUUUGGGUCGCUACAUUCAGGAACUUUUGAAGAAAUAAAUGGCCAUUUCCACA
This is a messenger RNA of Drosophila persimilis, 1020 nucleotides long. Its product is annotated as uridine phosphorylase 1. NCBI's taxonomy places the organism in Eukaryota, Metazoa, Arthropoda, Insecta, Diptera, Drosophilidae. The transcript is spliced from 7 exons. Gene Ontology annotation, biological process: nucleotide catabolic process; uridine catabolic process. Gene Ontology annotation, cellular component: cytoplasm; cytosol. The record is from RefSeq and is a predicted model, not a curated record. Bases 112 to 1005 code for a protein of 297 amino acids. Gene Ontology annotation, molecular function: uridine phosphorylase activity.